GAGUAUUUUAAUAGCGCAAGACUUCGAUUUCACAAUUUAGCAUUAAACCUUACUAUAAGUUACCAACAUAAGCUUACUUCUGUCUCUCCUUCUACAAGGUUUUUGUCAAACAAACGAUUUUAAAAGUACGCACAACCAAUCCACGCUGACACCUGUCCAUCAAAUAAUACGUAUUUUCUGAAAAAUAAAAGCAUUUGAUCUCUUUAUAGUUCCAACACUCCACUCCGCGUCUUAUUAACGGCAGUUCCGUAAUAGUGCAGCGGAAAGCCUGCGGAUGGAUACAUCAAUGUUUCUUAAAGCUAUAUGCCACGAGCAAAAAUAAGGCGAAAACGAGCUAUAGCAUAACUCGAGUUUGUUACUAAGAUUUAACCCAUAAACCAAACGAUUGAAAAACGACUCAACAGGUCGAAGACUCGCCUCCAUCGAAAGGCGGGAGGGAGUAACAUACGCAACAAAGCCGCGAAGUGCGCGAACCAAUGCAACUGAGUGAGCGCAACGACAGGAACACCUUCCGUCUUCCUCCACCGCGGUCUCCAUUUUAACUCCUCGCCCAGCCUGCACCUCACGUGUCCUGGACUGUCUUUCUCACAUGACCCGUGUGUUUGUCCCCGUGAUCAGCGCUUCCAUCUCCCGUAUUUCAAGUGUCGCUGAAUAUUGCAAUUUAAAAUCCGCUCGCCUUCAUGGAUAUGCUCGAACAGAGCUUGGACACCUCGACGAGUCACGAGAAACAGGAAACUGAGGAGGUUGUUCAACUGCAGGAAGUGGGGGUGGAGGAGCAGGCGGCGGUUACCAUAGCUAGUGUCCAGCAGGCAGCUGCAUUUGCAGACCACAAUGUUCAAUAUCAGUUCCGCACAGAGAACAGCGGUGGACAGGUGACGUAUCGCGUGGUCCAGGUCACAGAAGACCAUUUGGAUGCAACAGGAGACGGAGGGGCUGCGGUCAGCGUGGUGUCCACGGCUGCUUUCGCGAAUGCACAGCAGGCAGUAGCACAGGCUGUUAUCCAAAACCCUUUCAGUAAUGGGGGCAGUCCAGGGGGGGAUACGGUGGGUGGAGAAACACGCUUCGCCUAUUUUCCAGCAGCGACUGUCAGUGAUGGUACGGCUGUGUCAGUGCAGGCCACGUCCGAUCCAAACCUCACACAAGGAGGUCAGUUUUACGUGAUGAUGAGUCCACCAGAUGUUUUACAAACUGGCACACAACGCACCAUCGCACCACGUACACAGACUUACGCCUCAGACCUCGGUGAACAUGAGACUCUUCAACACAGCAGAUCAGACUGGAAAAUUGAUGGGCCCCGGGCACCUCGUGAUGAGAGAAGGAGAGCACAGCAUAAUGAAGUGGAGAGAAGAAGAAGAGACAAAAUUAACAACUGGAUUGUCACGCUAUCUAAAAUCAUCCCAGACUGCAAUAUGGAUAAUACCAAAACAGGAGCGAGUAAAGGAGGCAUCCUGUCUAAAGCCUGUGACUACAUUAGAGAACUCCGCCAGACUAACCAGAGGUUACAGGAGAACUAUAAAGAAGUGGAGAGAAUACAGGUGGAUAAUGAGCUACUUAGACAACAGAUUGAAGACCUAAAAAAUGACAACGCACUGCUCAGAGCUCAACUACAACAGCAUGGCCUGGAAAUCAGCGAAACUACAUCACAGUGACAAAAAAAACAUUCACCAGUUAAAGAGACUCUACAGCAAAGCUCAAAGCGGAUUCAAAACCCCUAAAGACUCACUCGCUCGCGUCUCAUCACAGACACUUCAGUAGGAUAUGAAUGCCUAUGUUACACAGACAGAAGACUUUGACAGUAGUGAAAAUGUACCUGCUGUAAAAGCACACUUAGGUCUCACCUUCACUCCCGUGAGAACUAGAGAACCUGAACUCACUCAGUAUGGAACUACCCGCUUCCAAGAAGUAUCCGGCUUUCCACAGAUCCUUGUCCUAUUUUGAAUUUUCAUAACUAAUUAUAUGCCUGCUCAUGCCUAAUGGUCAACUUUUGUUUUGUUUAAACGCCUUUGUGACAGAAGGUAUUUUUUGAAGGGUUUGUUUGGUAUUGUAUUUAUUAGCUUUCGAAAGUUAUUACACAGCAGGUAUACAAAACCGUUGCAUUUGGCUUAAACCUGAACUGUCAACCGCAACAAAGUUGUCAUGCAGCCUAAAAUAACAGGUUUUUUUCUCUACUGCAGUCUCCCUUUUUCAGAUUAGGGAUCGAUGUACAAUAAUCAGAUUUUAGUGGCACAUCAGGACUGAUUUACAAUUUGAGUUUGCUAAAACUGUAAACCAAGGUACAUAUAGAACUUCAAUUAUAAUAGAGAUGGACAAGAUAAUGGCUAAACUGUAUGUGUGUGACAUUGUCUACAGUUUUCAGAGUUAUUGCACUGUGAUUUAGUGAAGGCAAAACAAGUAGCUCAGGGUUUGAGAUGCAGGCUCUGGAUCCCCCUUACCUUGUAACCCUGCACUUUUUGCCCUUUUGGGUUCACACGCCGAGAUACCUAAACGUACUGUAUAUAUCAUGUAUUUCAACAAGUUAUUCUUAAGUCAAUGAAUGAACUCUCCACAUGCAAAGAAAUGUACUUUAUAAGUCAGAUUUCCCAAUUUAGUUAACCGUUUUGGAAAAAUAAAAUGGAAGAUGCGCAAUAAACAUGGGUAAAGUUUUAGUUCACUUUGUUGUAGCUUAUCUUCCAUCUUAUUCUUUACUUUAAAACAACAUCUUGAUGUUUUGAAAGACUAAAACUUAAGAGAUACGAUAGAAAAACAAAAGUCACAAAAUUGUAAGAAUGAGUGUGACUGUCUGACAACUCGGGGUAUUAUGGCAAUUCUAGUUAAUGCUAUGCAUACAGAAAAUGAACGUAAACUAACACCUUUACUUUCUUGUUAAUUGAAGUCUCUACCUGUUUACCUCGUUAGGUUUUAAAACCAAUUCAGGCCUGUGAUAUUCCUUUCAGAGGUAGCUAGAGGGUUAAAAGGCUUGAAUAAUGCUGUGUAGUGUGAGUAAAAACUUGUUUUGACUGUUUACCAGCACUUCUCGUUGGAUGUGGCUAAAGCACCAUCUUUUCAAUUUAAUUGUAUUUCGUCUUUGUGUAUUUCAACCAUAUACAAAAUUACCACUUUUACAAAAAUAGAAGCAAAAGCGUUUAACCUAAAACAAUCUGUGAUCAUAACCAGUGAGGCAUUGAGAUUCAUAUAUUACACACCAAUCCAGAUAUUAAACAGACAAUUGCUCAGAUUUUGUCUCCUCUUUCUCGCAGUAUGCCUACUAAUGCUGUAAUUGAAUGACUGUUGAUUUAUAGAGUAAAGAUUCGUACAGUCUAAUGCACUGGUGCUGUUAAUUUCAGAUGACAGGAAAUGAGUGGGCUAUUCCUGAAGGAGAUGUGUGGUUAUUUAAUUCAGAAACCCCGAGCAUGACGUUCUUACCACUGAGCUGGGUUCUAUAAGCUAUACAAUACAUUUGCUUUGUUUAUACUUACUGACUGUUGUUGUUAAUGUAUGUACUUAUAUACAAGACAAACCCAAGAAUUACAAUAAGUAGAUUUUUCUUUAAAACGAAAUUCUGAAAUAAAAUGUAAAUAAUUUA
Triplophysa dalaica is the source of this 3562-nucleotide messenger RNA. It is a transcript of the gene usf2, whose product is annotated as upstream transcription factor 2, c-fos interacting. Lineage: Eukaryota; Metazoa; Chordata; Actinopteri; Cypriniformes; Nemacheilidae. Bases 681 to 1649 code for a protein of 322 amino acids. The transcript is spliced from 11 exons. Gene Ontology annotation, biological process: regulation of transcription by RNA polymerase II. The record is from RefSeq and is a predicted model, not a curated record. Gene Ontology annotation, molecular function: DNA-binding transcription factor activity, RNA polymerase II-specific; protein dimerization activity; RNA polymerase II cis-regulatory region sequence-specific DNA binding.